Messenger RNA from Penicillium soppii, 1545 nucleotides. RefSeq names its product 25S rRNA (adenine645-N1)-methyltransferase. Bases 1 to 1545 code for a protein of 514 amino acids. NCBI's taxonomy places the organism in Eukaryota, Fungi, Ascomycota, Eurotiomycetes, Eurotiales, Aspergillaceae. The transcript has a single exon. The record is from RefSeq and is a predicted model, not a curated record. Gene Ontology annotation, biological process: rRNA methylation; ribosomal large subunit biogenesis. Gene Ontology annotation, cellular component: nucleolus. Gene Ontology annotation, molecular function: rRNA (adenine) methyltransferase activity.
AUGUUCGCUGUUCCAGGAUGGUCACUUGAGAGCUCUGCUCUGAAGUCACAGACCCAAACACCCCCUAAGAAUGAGUCCCAACCGUCCAAGGAUGCCCCGAACCCCGAUGCGAAGAAUAAUAAGCGCAAGCGUGCCAAUGUCACCGCGGGUAACGUGGAUGAGAUGUACCGCAGACACAUCGAGGGUAACACCAAAGCCCCCAAAGGUGAAAAUUCCGGCGCAGAGGGGUUCUUGAAGCCAGAGAAGAAACAGAAGAAGGAGAAGAAGAAGAAGGAGGAGGAGAAAGUAGAGAAACAGACCACCGAAAAGACCACACCCGAGGAGUCAACAAUUGAAAUUACUGCCACCGAAGCUGACGCCGACCAAGUCGAGGAUAAAGCCCCCAAGAAGAAGCAGAAGAGAAACAAGAAGAACAAGGACAAGGCCAAUGCCCCAGACGACAGCACCCAAGCAGAAAGCGCUACCACUGUCUCAAAAGAGGCAACAGCCCCCGCUGUCCCUGCACUGCCACCUACAUCGAACCUGACUCCCCUCCAGCAGGCGAUGCGACAAAAGCUUAUCUCCUCCCGGUUCCGUCACUUGAACGAAACGCUUUACACCACGCCUUCGGAAAAGGCUGUCGAAUUGUUCAAUGCCAACCCAGAGCUCUUCGACGAAUACCACGCCGGAUUUGCCCGGCAGGUGAAAGAAUCCUGGCCAUCUAACCCAGUCGACGGCUACAUCAAGGCUAUCCGAACCCGUGGUGCUAUCCCGCUUCCUAAGCGCGGAAAGCCCAACAACCCAGCCAAGGGCUACCCGCUGCCCCGCCGUCCCACCGGUCUCUGCACCUUUGCCGAUUUGGGCUGUGGUGAUGGACAGCUUACACGCGCCCUUACUCCCUCUGCCAAGAAGCUCAACAUCAAGCUCUACAGCUACGAUCUGCAAGCGCCCGAUCCGCUGAUCACCAAAGCUGAUAUCUCUAACCUGCCAUUGGAAGAUGGGUCCGUGGAUGUGGCUAUCUUCUGUUUGAGUUUAAUGGGAACCAACUGGGUUUCCUUUGUUGAGGAGGCGUGGCGCGUUUUGCGUGGUGAUGGCAAGGGCGAGUGCUGGGUCAGUGAGGUCAAGAGUCGAUUUGGCAAGGUUGCUCGCAAGAAGUCUCAAAUUGGUGCCCAGAGACCUGGCAGCAAGCUUGACAAGAAGAAGCCUAAGAAGAAGGGUGGCAAAGACGACGAAUCCGAUGUUGACGAGGCUGAUAUCUUUGCCGAGGAUUCCAGGCCGUCGGACAACAGCGACGAGACUGACAUCUCGGCGUUUGUGGAAGUCUUCCGGUCUCGCGGGUUCAUGCUCCGCCAGGAAUCUGUCGAUAAGUCCAAUAAGAUGUUUGUGAGGAUGGUGUUUGUCAAGCAGGGAGGUGCGCCUACCAAGGGAAAACAUGCGUCGGCUCUCAGUGCGCCUGCGCCUGGUAACAAGAAGCGCUUUGUUGACCGCAAGCCUGAGUCAGAAUCUGGCAUGUCGGCUGAGCAAGAGGCUCAGGUACUCAAGCCGUGUGUUUAUAAGAUCCGCUAG